Paramecium pentaurelia is the source of this 225-nucleotide messenger RNA. The record is from the annotation of a GenBank genome assembly. Lineage: Eukaryota; Ciliophora; Oligohymenophorea; Peniculida; Parameciidae.
AUGUUGUGGCAGCAGAUCCUAAAGAACAAAAAUUUCUUUUAAUAAAUAUAUCAAUAGCAAAAUUAAUUAAAAAGAAACAUCUUACUUAGUAAUUUUAAAAGUCUAAUUAUUAUUAUGAUUCAUAAAAUCAAUCUUAUCAUAUUAUUUAUUAAAUUAAUUGUCUUACAUAAGGACAAGGUGAUUAUGAAGAUAAUGUUAAUUAAGAAUACAGAAGAAAAUGGAUGA